AUGCCCCAGUCACGCUCCAGCUCACUGUCGAGCUCGAACCCUGCAAACGCGCCGCAGGUGCGCCACUUGAAGGCGCUGGGCGACGACACGUGGAAGAACAAAGUCGAGAAGGUGAACGCAGAGUUCUUCCAUCUGACGUACGGGACGAUCGUCGCGCAACUGUGUGAGGAGUACGCCGGGGACUAUGCACGCGUCAAUGGCGAGCUCUUCCAGAUCGGGUACAACCUCGGCGUACGGCUCAUAGAGGACUUCCUCGCCCGUACAGCGCUCCCCCGGUGCGACACUUUUCUCAAGACGAGCGAGGUGGUCAGCAAGUGUGCGUUCAAGAUCUUCCUCAACUUGACCCCGGAGGUCGCCCACUGGAACGCCGCUAGGGAUUCCUUCGACCUCGUAUUUGGCGAGAACCCGCUUGCGGAACACGUAGAGUUGCCCCCAGGCGCCUCGGGACAACUGUGGUUCUCGAACGUGCUCUGCGGCGUGCUCAGAGGAGCGCUAGAGAUGGUCCAGCUCGAUUGCGACGUCGAGUUCGUCUCAGAUACACUCAGGGGAGACAUGUCCACCGAUAUCAGAGUGAAGUUGAAUAAAGUGCUCCGGGACGAGAUCCCAGCGGGUGAGGACUAG
This is a messenger RNA of Huiozyma naganishii CBS 8797, 621 nucleotides long. RefSeq names its product TRAPP complex core subunit BET3 (gene BET3). Bases 1 to 621 code for a protein of 206 amino acids. Gene Ontology annotation, biological process: intra-Golgi vesicle-mediated transport; endoplasmic reticulum to Golgi vesicle-mediated transport. Gene Ontology annotation, cellular component: TRAPP complex; cytosol; cis-Golgi network membrane. NCBI's taxonomy places the organism in Eukaryota, Fungi, Ascomycota, Saccharomycetes, Saccharomycetales, Saccharomycetaceae. The record is from RefSeq and is a predicted model, not a curated record. The transcript has a single exon.